Brassica rapa (field mustard) is the source of this 14807-nucleotide messenger RNA. RefSeq lists its product as uncharacterized. The record is from RefSeq and is a predicted model, not a curated record. Lineage: Eukaryota; Viridiplantae; Streptophyta; Magnoliopsida; Brassicales; Brassicaceae.
CGUCGUUUUAAUCAGUGAAUAAAAUGCACUUGGCUAGUAUCAAAUCCGUAUCCCUCUAGAGUAAAUAAUACAUCAUUAACCACUUGUGCUGGUAUAAUAACUUUGUUUAUGUAUGCAAAGGAAAACAAUAUUACCUUUUACAUUAGUGAUUAUCUUCCUCUCUAUUUUUUCAUCAACACCAACAUGUCCAACCCAAAAAAAUAUCAUACUAACUCACUGUGUUUUCUGAAAUAAUCAAGAUUUGUUUGGGUAAGAUCUCGAUUGAAAUACAUAAUUUGGUUUUAGGGUUCUUAAAUGUUGCUACGUACGAUUACAUUUCGUGGCAACCUUGUUAUUUCGUCUGUAUAACAUUAUUUUAUUAUAAAUAUCAUUUGCCACGGCUAAAUCAUAGUAAAUUGUAGCUAGUUGCUAACACGAAUUGCUAUGAUUUUUUUUGAAGCAAGCUAACCACGAUUUUUUCAAAGAAAUUUUGUGGCUAUUUUUUCCACGUUUACUUUCAUAGCAAAUUUGUGGGAAAAACUGCUAUGAAAUGGAUACGUUUUGCCAUGUUUUACUUUUCACGGCAAGUUCAUGGCUUCUUUGAUUUAGCCAUAAAAUUUGUGUGGCAAUUUUGUGGGCAUGGCCCUAUUUUUUACUAGUGGUUUCACCGUACCUAAAAUAUGUAAGAAAGAAUUAAAAAAAUUUAACCUAGGUUCGAUUAUAUAUAUUUUUGUAUAUGUGUGACUAGUUUUAUAUGGACGUUAUACAUAGCCCUAAGCAAUGUCUAUAUAUAGGAAACAAAAUUAUGAUUCAAAUAUGUUGAAUAAUCCAUGCAACACAAAGAUUUAUCCAUUCUCAAUAGAUUAAAAAUAAUUAAACUGUUAUAUAAAGAAAACUGAAAACUAGGAUACAACCAGCGUAAAAACGCUGAUAAUAUUUCUUAUAUGUUUAUCUAAAUAAAAUUUAAUAGGAGAAAGAGACUAAAAAUUUUAAUAUGUAAAUGGAAUUUGUGUAUUGUUUAUUUGAAUAUUUUAAAAUAAAUAAAUAAUAUAGUAGAUGGUUUUUUGCAUGAAAUUUUUGUAAAUUGAUAUAUCUUAAAAUAUUGAGUUCUAGGUUUCUUACCGUUCGUUUUAAUGUUUCUAGGUCAUUAAUCUUCUCUUUAUACGUAACCAUAAAUUAUAUUCAAUUUUUUCUUUACGAACCAUUUAUCAAACUACUUGUAAAUUACUUUUCAGAUUUAAUAUAAAAAUUUAUUGUUACAGUUAGUUAUAUAUAAUGCUCUAAGAUAUUCGAAUAUUUCAACGUAAAUUCUAUAAAUUGCGAGAUUUUCUCAAUAUUCUUCUAUGAUAAACAAUAAUUUGGUCUUGGAUAUAUAUAUGUGUGUGUGUAUAUAUUUUUAAGAAACUGUUAUUUAUUUCUAUUAAUACUUACAAAGUGGUUGUUUAUUGAAUCAUUACUUAGAUUUGUUAUAAAAAAUAUGUUGUUAUCAAAAUAAGACUUGUUCGAUAUUCAUUAACUAUAUUGUAAAUAAUAUUAAAAAUUAUAAAUAAGAUAUAUUUUAUAUAUUUGUAUAAUCAAUUGUGAUUGGUAGGCAAUUUUCGUAAAAUAUAUUAUAUCAUCCAUUUCUUGUUAUCUUAAUUGAUUUGCAUAUUUUGAUAUGAUCAGAUAUAAUAUACAAACAACAAAUUUUAUUCUUGUAAAAUGAAAUAUAUAGUUAAAAUAGUUAAAAUGGAUGACGAAGUAUAUAUAGUUAUUUAUUUGAUCAGGUAAAAAUAGUGAAUCAAAUAAUGUGGUACUUUAACAAAAGAAAAUGACUUGUAUGUAAUAAUGUGAUCUAAUUAACUUCUAAAAGAAUGGCCCAGGUGACCAUUUGGUUACAAUCUACAAAAUAAAUGAUUUAAGUGUUUUGCUAGUAUUCCAUUAUUAAUUAGAUUACAUGUUUGAAAUACAAUGAUUCAGCAUUUUAAAGAUAUAUCCUAUAAUAGAUCGGUUUAUUUCAAAUUUAAAUGACAACUUUUUAUCGGUAGAUAAAAUUAAAACUUUAAAUUAAUAAGAUAGAUUAUGACUUAUGAAAAUGAAUAGAUUUCUUUUUUUGAAAUAAACGCAAUAGUAAAAAUCUGGGUGAAAAUAGUUUGAACGAUAGACAGUGGUGGAGUUAGCCUUUGAUCUUACAGAGGUCAUAAACUAAUUUAUUAUAGAUAAAAUGCAUAUAUGAGUAUUGAAAACAAGACAUAGACAUCGAAAAUUUAAGCUUUAACCAACGCACCACAAUAAUAACCUUGAGAUAUAAGCUUUAAAUUUAACUUUUAUAGAUUUUAUAGGGGUCAGGUGACCCCCCUCCCUCUAAGGUGGCUCCGCCACUGCGAUAGAGACAUGAGUGGUAAAAUAAAAUCCCAUAGUUUCUAUUCAAGUUUAGCACAAAAUACGUUAGGUUUUUCCAUUAAAAUUAUUUCUAACCUAAACCUAAUUUUGAUAUUGCUCCAACAGCCCCAUGCACUUUCCGUGCUAGGUCUAAGUUCUAACAUCUAACUCGGAAUCAAUUUAUUUUUCUUUGGUAGUAUAGGCUGAUGAAUCUAUCACAAAUCGAAUAAAGGCUAAAGCAAUAGUCACUUGGUAAAAAGGAAAGAAACAAACUAACUAAAUCACUAUAUUUAGUUUUUGUUUUUUUGGAAUAUGGUUAUGCAUGACGUUGAAUGGCAUAAGCUGGAAGAUAUGUAUAUGCUUAUUUAAAGAAAGCUGAGAUUUUCGAAUCAAAGCCCAAAUUUCGUGAAUCUUUUGCCCACCACCUUUGCAUAAAAACACAUUUUCGUGUGAGAUGAAAACAAAAGAAGCUAAAAUAAAGAGAACAUGUGAACGCUAUCUUGAUAACAUCCUUAGUUGAAAAUCAAUUAGAGAGGACCACAGAAUCACUAAAUGAUAUAAACCGCUUUAUAUGACGUUUGCUUAUUUAAUCACCGCUUCAAUAAAUUUAUAUUUUGGAUAUGGUAAACCAGUAGGUCCAAAACUUAAACCCAAUGUUAUUAUUCAACUUGAUUUACAAACUUAUAGAAAAAGAAUUGAAUAAAAACUUCUAAUCAACUCUUUUUUUUUUGUGCAACACUUCUAAUCAACUUGAUUUACAAAAUCAAACCCAAAGUUUUAAACAAACACUUUUUCUUUUUCCAUUUUCAGUAUCCAGUUGAAAAUAUCUUUUGGAGCUUAAUGUUGACAAGUGACUCCGAACAAAAUUUAUAGGAAUUUUUGGCAAACCUCUUUGUUCGAAUUGCAAGAUUUUGAAAGCGACGGAUUCAUUGUAAGUGCAAGAUGCAAACACAAUAAGUUAAUGCAUAAAGUAAAGCAAGAGACAAACAAUUACAAGCAACUCUUAAGUUUUAUUAGAAAUCGUCUUGUACACUCUAUUACAAGUUCUGCUUAAUCAGCUUUACACAGUCUGUUAUACCCUAACAACUGCUACUGAAAGAUUCCUAAGUUACCUGCUUGUAUCUCUCUUCCGUCGAGUACUUCAGCCACUGCUUCAGCACGACCCCGAACACUUCCAAGAGCUUCUCUCUCUUUCUAUAAGAUCAGUCUUUGUGUCUAUGUCUCUAUACAGACGACUCCAUAGCUAUCUUAUAGUUAUUCUCCAUGUUCCCGAAACCUUAGUCUCCAAGGCAACAUAUAUGGACAUCUUCCAUAACAAUAAGUGUAACUUUCAUUUUCUUGAAAUGCCUUUAUUCCUCUGUCUUUAAGUCAUAAACCUGCUUCUCAAGUUUAUUCUUCUUCUCAUAUCUUCAAGAUACUCUCUUUCUCUCCAAGUCUACACGACUCCAGCUCAGCACCUUGACUCCACAUGGUCUUCACCACUCAACACGACGUCUGCUUCAGUAACUACGCCAGCGACUACUUCAGAGCAGACAUCUUACAUCUUUAUUCAUCUCCGCAAACAAACUACUUACUUACAUGUUAAAUCAGAAUAAAAAUAAAUGAGAAAUAAAAUUUUAAAUUGGAUAACAUCUCGUAUUUGAAUUUAAAUUAAGACACUUUUAUUAAUAUGAUUUUAAACUUAAGACCGUUAUGUUAAUUGAGAAACACUUUUUUAAGUUGUAACAUGACUAUGAUUUUGAGGUAUCAACAACCCAUCUUUUAUCAUAUCUCAUAUUAAAAAUCAUUCACUAAUUAGCUCUACAAAAAAAUCUUCAUCAUUCUCAUCUAAUAUAAUUUAUAUAAUAAAUAUGUAAACUAAUGAUAUUGAACAAUAAAGAUUUGAUAAUAAUUUAUAUUUUUUAAAUUUUGUAUUAUUAAAGUAAAUUAAACAAUCGUAUUAACAAUAUAAUAAAAUUUAAUUUUUUCGCAUAUGUUAUAUUAUGAUUUCUUUUUAAACAGUCAUAAAUUACUAAAAUUGUUUAAAGUUUCAUAUUAAAAAAAAUUCUGAUCAAUAGUUUAGAAUUUUUGUUGUAAAAAGGAUAAAAUUAUGAAAACAUAUGAGUAGAAAUAUUCAUUUAAUAGACAUUAGACAUUUAGAUUAAAAUACAGUAUAUAUACUACACAAAAGGUUCAUAAUAUUUUAAUUUCAAAUUUUAAAAAAUAUGUAUCAUACUUUAAUUGAUAAAAUUUAAAUACAUUUACAUUUUUAAUUUGAUCAAAACAUUAAAACAUAUUAUGUAAAAAAAAUAAAAAUAAUUAUUUAAUAGAAAAACACAGAUUAUUACACAGUAAAGGAGUAGAAUCACUUUUUUCUUUAAUAUAUUUGGGUGCACUUACAUGAGUCAGCAUCCGGAAAAGCUCAGGCUCGAAUGAAUAAGUCUUGGGCAAACAACCUAUAUGCUUACAUCAGAUUUUUAUUUAUGUAAUUAACCAUACAAAUUGCCCUGUUCGAAAACGCGGCCGCCUAGCCGCUGUUCGGGGUUGACCGCGGUGAUUAUGUCCAAAUCAGUGUAGCCAGGCGUUGAUCCACGUAAGACCGCAUAAUUUCCGCGUUGACCGUCUAAUCUUGCGUUGACCGGCUAAGUUUUUUUUUCAUCCGUGUAAGUUAAAACAUAGUUGACUAUUAUUUACUCAUUAUUGACAGAUUUUCUGUAAUUAUUCAUUACUAAAUAAGUCUAAUUAGUUAUCAAACCCAAAACAAACACAUACAUACUAUAUUUAGGGAUUUGUUUCGUACCAAACCCACUAUUUACGAAUCAAAAAUAAACUGUUUAAAAUUAUAUAUAAAAAAUUAUAUAAUUAUGUCUAAGAACUUGUAUUAUCAUGUUUAAAAUUAGCUAAAUUUAUUAAAUUAUAUUUACAACUAUGCCCCAUGUAAUCUCCGAGUAUUUCCCAAUUUUUUGGUAACUCGCUAGUCCGGGAUUACCGCCCGACUAGCGCUUAGCGUAGUUCCGAACAAGGACAAAUUGUAAUCACCACAGAGUUACUAGUUCUUAGUGACAUCUUUUCAAUUAGUAAUUAAUCCAAUGGAUGAUGACAUGGUUAGUUGAUAACUAAAUCUUCAUAUGGAAACAUAUUUAUAGGCUUUAGAGGAGAUAUAAUAUUUCUUUUAUUCAAUUUUAUUUUCUCUUUUUUUUUUUUUAGAAUAUGUCACACACAAAAAUUUAUAUCUACCAUAAAAAAAUAAUCACUAAAUUUUAAAUCCAAAUAUUUGGAUAUUUUUGACUCAAUAUAUAUUUUUUAAAAUGGUAUCCCACUUAUGUUAUUUCAAGCAAUUUCUCAUAUUUAUGAUUUGAACAAUGCAACUCAUAAACUCAUAAAAGUUAUGCAGCAGUGUCGUAAUAUUUGGAACGUAUAAGAAAAUAAUAUUUCGUUCUAUAAUUUUAUUUUUAAAUAAAAGUAUUAAUAUUAUCUAAUAUUAUAUUAAUCAAAUGAUUUAUAUAUUUUAUUUUUUAUAAUUUUGUUGUUAUAGAAAUAUCAUUUUUACAAAUACUUUUAAUUCUUGAUACCAUUGAACAAUAAGUUAUGCAUGAAAAACAAAGGAUGUAUACUAAUCAAACAUUUAAAUUUCACGUUAUUUGAAUCUAAAAUUUCAAAAUAGAUAAAAUUAUUACAAUAUUAUUAUUAAACUAUUUAAAAAAUAAUAUAUAUAUAUAUAUAUAUAUAUUAUAAAAUUAUUAUAUUAAAACAUAAUACAUAUUUAAAACAGUAUUCCAACUUUUAUUUUUAAAAAUAUUUUAAUUUUCAACAUAUUUUAUUUGUAAUAGAUAAAUAAUUUCGAUAAAAAUAUAUGUGAACAAUAUAAUAUGAUCUUAAUCUUUAAAUCUAACUAUCAAAAUCUGAAGACUUAUAUAUCCUUGUUCAGAUCAUAUUCUAUAAUUUUGGAUUAGACGGAAUAUGAUUUUUGAUUGAAUCAUCCUACAUAUUUCAUUUAUCUAUAAAUUGUUUUGUACUGAUUAUCUAUAAUUUUUCAUAACAUGCAUAUAGUGCAUAGUUUAUUGGACAGGUAAUAUCUCUCAUCAAGAUUUUUAAGUAAUCAUAUAUUGAUAAACAGUCCAAAGUGAAAUGUGUAAAAGGUUUAUGUAGUGGUAGGUAAAGAAAGGAAUAUGUAAACCAGGAUUUUAUAAAAAUAGGAAUAAAGAGUCGUUCACUUUGUAGUCCUUUUAUUCUCGGCUCAUUUAUACCUUAGUUCGUAUCUUCCAUAAGAUUUGGAUCUCCAAAUCUUAUUUAUUUUUUAAAGAUCAUUUAAAAAAAAUCCUUAACCAGCCAAAAACUAAACACGUUUUAAACACACACUUAAAUAUCUAAGCAAAAACACUUAAAUUUUGCAUUCAUAUUCCCUUCCUAGAAAUAAAUAUUAAAAAAAUUAGAAAAAAUUAUUUAACUACAAAAUUAUAAAAUAAAGCAGUUUUUCUCAGAAAUUUAAUUUUAAGAUUUUCUGUAAUACCCUAAGUUGGAUACCAAUCUUUCAAAAAAACACCCAAUCAAAAAAUACAUUAACAUUUGGGUUAGGGUUGAUUUAGUGAUUGUUGUUUAGGCUUUAUUAUUUAGGGGGCGGGGUUGAGUUUAAAAUUUUCUAUAAAUAAUUCUUAAAUAUUUAUUAAUGAUUUAAGAGGGUCAAAUUUGUUCUUUUUGAUAAUAAACUUAAAGUAUUUAUGAAAAUAACUAUCAUUUAAAGGUAAAUUUUAAAGGUGGUGUCAGUUAAAAUUCCCCCUUGUAAUUUUAUAUGCUGUAGUUAUAAGAAUAAAAUGAUAAAGUAGAAAAAUAAAAUGUUAAAAAGUAAAUUUAUACUAAAUAAAGUUCUUACAUCCAUUAGUAAAACAUCAUUUAAUUUUACGAAUCAAAAUAUUUAAGAUAAUAUAUAAAGUGCCAACAAAUAUAAAUCAAUGUAUAUCAUUUUAUUUUUGAAAAUAUAUUAUCUUACUUUCGAAAGGUUUACAAUUUGAUGUACAUAUCGCCUAUGAAAUUUAUCGUCUACAUAAUUAUUAAAACCCAACACAAUUAUAUAAUAUGUUUACUUGAAAUCAUUUUUCUAAAACAGUUUAGGAUAUUUUAAUUUUAUAUUUCAGAUCUAAUAUUAUUAAAUCAUGUAUAUAUAUUAUAUGUUGCUUUAUGAUAACAUAUGUUUAUCAUUAAUUUUAUUUAUUAAUUAAAAAUAAUUGAUUUGGACCUGAUAACAUAUUUUUAUCAUUAAUUUUAUUUCUUAAUUAAAAAUAAUUGAUUUGGACCAAGUCCAAUACAAAGAUAAAUUUUCAUAAUAUUAAAAUUAGUUAGAGUUAAUCUGACGAAAUUGAAGUCGAUAAACUGACUUUGAUAGCAGGGUAACAAUGUGUAUACCUAUUGUUCAUUUUGGAAACUGAUUCAGUUCUUUAACUUUAACCUUAUGAAUAAGAGAGGAACAACUCUAAAAAGUUAUCCAAUAUCGAUAAACAGAGAGACAUUUUUUUGUCCAUCUGAAAGAUUUCCAUUAAAUAUGACAACCUAAAACACUUUUUAAACCAAUACAAUUCCAACCCAUGUGUAACUAAAACUAAGAGGAACGCUCAUGCUCAACAGAGAGACAUGGACCCGUGUCUGCCAUAACUGAAUAUAUUUAAAAGAGUUAGCAACAACACAAAAAUCUGUAACUCUUGAACUUUUGUUGUUUUAAAUCUAUAUUUACGUGAUCAAUUCUUUUAUAUUUUUAGUAUAUUUGGUCUUCCACGGUUUUUAUUGAACGAUUUUUUUUUCACAGACAGUUUGAAUGUAGAUUCAACCUAAAAUCUAAAUACAAUAAAAAUAUUUAUAUAUUUGAUUCGAAAAAGCUAUAAAUUCAACCUAAAAUGUGAUUUUUUACUUGUUAUUUAAGUAUAAAAAGUAUUUUUGAAAAUUUUCUCUUUUUAAAAGCAAUUUAACAUUUUUGGAUUUGUGGAUUUUAGAUCCGAGGACAAUAUCAGACUUUUCUAGAAGACUUCAUUAGGAGAUUAAGUCUUCUGGAGAACUCUACUAUACAAAUUACCAAAAUUCGUAAGAUUUUAUUUUUCAUCAACUAUUUUUAUGUGUUUUGUGUGCUAAAUCUAAUAAAGUUAUAGAUUCAACUUAAUCUGAUAUUUUUUUUAUUAUUUUAACUUAAAAACAAUAUUUUGCAUGGUUUGUCUUUCUUUCUAAAAAGUAAAAUAUAGAUCAUUAAAUUUUUGAUAAAUUCAUUUCUUGUGUGUAUUAAAACCAAAAAAAAAAUAUAAAUUGAAAAUCACUGUGACUAUAUAUUUUUGUUAUUAUUUUAUUCAUAAAUAUAGUUUCAAUAUAAAUUAUAUUUCGUGUUAGAUUUAAUUAAAAAACAAUACUAAAUUUAUUGUAAUUAUUUUCUUCUAAUUUAAGCUUCAAAUUUUCAUUUUUUGCAAAAACAUUUCUGGUUGAAAUCAUUUUAAACAUUUUUAGAUAUGUAGGAUUUUUAAGAUCUGAAGACAUCAGACUUCACAGCAGACUUGGAGACUUACGACAAGCUUCCCAAGCAGACUUCGUGGCAGACUUCACGUUAAUUAAACAGAAAAUUAAAAGUUAAGCGAAAAACUUAAAUUUUAAAUGAAAUUUAAUCGUGAAGUAGAAGGCUUCUAACAAAUUGUCGGUCAAAUUUCACUGGAAACUUUAGUUCUCUAUUAGGGUUAGGAGACUCUUGUUUUGAAUGUUUAUAUAGUAAAUAAUAUAUUCACUUUGUCUCCAAUCUAUUAAAAAAUAUUUGUCUAGUGCUUUAUUCAUUCAUUCAAGUUUUUGUAAUCAUAACCUAUUGUUUUCAUUGUAAAUAUUUUGUUAAGAUUAUGUUUGUGAAACUUAAAGGGAAGACAUAUAAUAAUAUAACACUAAGUUCAUAACACAAAAAUAUAUAUAAUUACAAAGUAUAACAAACAUAAAAUAAGUUCAUAACACUAUAUAUUGAUAUAAGACUUUGGUUAUUAGUGGGCUAACUUCACCAACUCUGUGUUCAUGUUAUAAUUUCUCGAGCCAUUUCAACAAAUUCAACAUUUGCUGAACCAUCACUCAAAAAGAACAUUCUCGCUCAUUUGACAUUGCAACCACAUAAUUUCAGAGAAGACUUCAUUCUCUCAUUAGCUAGAAACAUUAAUAAACAUGAAUGUUUGUAACAUUAUAAUUAUCACCAAUUAAGUUAUGAAUUUAAUUCAGAAUCCCCAAUAUUGACUAAUACACAUAAAUUAUCAAACAAAUCUUUAAAAAGUCAUUUUAGAUUUGGAGUAAAUGAAAAUUUAAUAAACAUUGACGUACAAAACUUCUAAAGAAGUCUCAUCUGAGAAGAUUUCUAUAGAAGUCAAAUUUCUACAGAUGUCUUCGAUUUAGGUUAUUUCCAAUUAAAAUUUACGAAGAAAGUUAACAAGUUUUCACUAGAAUAGUCUUCCUUUGUAAAUUUUAGCUUCCUUUUGUAUCUGAAUAAUUCUUGAUUAUACUAGAAAAAAACUUCUAGAAAGAUCUUCUCUGAUAAGUAGGUUAUUUUUGCAAUUAACUACAGUUUUUAAAAUAUUUGUCUUUUCCAAAAAAGAUAUCUGGAGAAAUAUUUUCGGAGUAGACUUCUAUAAAAAUCUUCUUACCAUCACAUAAGUUUUCGAAGUGUUGCAAGAAGUCUGUGAGAUUAGUUUUUCAAUUGACUAUGUUUGACUUUUAAGAGCACACUUCAAGAGAAGAUUUCUAUCGAAGUUUGCUUUCAAAAUCAUAGAAGUUUGCUUUCAAAACCAAAUUUUUGACCAGAGUCUUAGAAUAAAAUUAAAGAAGACUUCUUGAAAAGUCUUUCCCACAUCAAAAAAAAUUUCUAGUUAAUAUUAAAUGUUUAAUUUUUAGUGUUAAUUGCAAACCUACCCUUUGCAGACUUCUUGCCAGACUUUGGAGAUCUCACAUGAUUGUAACUUAUAAGAAGACUUAUGGUAGAAAACUUCUUUAAAAGUCAUCUUUGGAAAAGUCAAAUUUCUGCAAACUUCAGUCAAUUGCAAAACUAAUCACUUAUCAGAACCAGAUUUGUUUUUUACAACAAAAAGUUAGAAGAAUUCUAAUGGAGUAUUCUAUGAAAAACACACAAACAUAGUCAAUUGCAAAACUAAUAUAUGCAUUGACCAGAUGACUUCUGACUUCUAGAGAAGUCUUUUUCGUGAAACAAAUCUGAAGAAAAUUUAAAUAUCAUUCUUAGAUUCGGUAAGAUUCACGUUUAGCUUCCCCAGGCACACAUAACUUCUUAGUGAAAGUUAUUCGCACAUUCUUGACCAAGAAAGAUGAACUUGAUUAGUUCCAAUAAGCUUAUAAAUUCAAAAAUAAAAAAAAAAAUAAAAAUUUUGGAAUGAAAUAAGAGAAAAGUGAAUGAGAAAGGGUUUGUAUGUGUAAGUUAUAAAUGUCAAUUUUAAGUGCAUUUAUUGCUUGAAAUUGGUUGUUCAUGGUGGAUGGUGUAUUGAUGAUAAUGACAAAGUUGUAAAUAAAAGAGGAAGAUAAGGAUGAUAAAGUAAAACAAUCAUUUAAAAAAAAAUUAUGGUAUUUUCGUGAAUAAUUUAAAUUUUUGGAGUGAAUAUGGCAAAUGAAAAUUUCAAACAAAAAAUAACAGCCAUACACAGUGAUAUCGCUUCUCCUUGAAAAGCUGAUUCAGUAGGCAAGAUUGCAGAGCUACCUUGGGUGACUAGAGUGCCUUCUUUUCUGAAUAAGGACCACCCUAUACCUGCAGGGGUUGCCGGUGUUAUCCAAGAUGCAUCUGUCAAGCAAUAGUAUUCUGCUUCUUCUGGAAUAACUUCUUGGAGUGAGCUAGGUUGCUUAUUUGUAAUAGUGUCCAUAUCCUCUGUUGAACUAUUCGCCUCCUGCCAUAAUUGAAAAUUUGAGAUGGAGGAAUGAACAACAUGAACAAUAUGUGUUCUCUUUUAUUCUCAUAAAGCAACCUAUUUCUCAUUUUCCAGAUUCUCCAUCCAACGAAGAAGCUAAGAAGUUCCUUUCUAUCCCUUUUAGAUGCUUUGAUCAUGGCUUUCAUACGGUCUAGCAAAGUAGAGGUUUGCUGCUGUGAUAGAGAGCAGUUUGUGGGAGCUAAGGGCCAUAUUUCUCUGGAUACUCUACAGUCAAACAUGAGAUGAUAUAAAUUCUCUGGUUUUUCACCACAUAAGAGACAUUGCGUAUCAAUUUAAAUCCCUCUUUUAACAAUAUUCUCUGCUACAGCUUCCGUUAUGUGCAAUUCUCCACCAGAAAGUUUUGAUCUUAGGAGGCAAAUUUAAAUUCCAGAGAGAAAAAAUUCGGUUAAUACUUAAUACACACCAAUUUCCCCCAUUCUUCAAAAACCAUGUGUAGAACCAAAUAAAUACACACACAAGAAGUCCAGUUCAUAUUCAUAUCGUGGUAUCAUGGGCCAUAGGUUAGGCUGCAAGCUCGAUAUACAUGCUCUCAAAUAAUGACAUAUUAAUGGGCCUCCAUUCAAAUAUGUGCUCAUUUUUUCCUUCUCACACCAUGUAUAUAUUUCGAACCGUGUGUCUUAUAUAAGAUUCAAAACUUUUAAAUAAAUUGCCCAAAAAGACACAAAAAAAAGCCAUGAGAAAGUAGGUGUGCAUCAUGACCGAAAAGGUCAAACGGCAUGUUUCAUAUCUAAAAACUCCAAAUUACGACAAAAGAAAUUAAAGGAAAUCUUGUCAAUAUAAAAAAUAUUGUGAUUAUUGUAGUAAUAGAUGUGUAUGUGGCAUCCAAUAACAGAGUGGAGAAAUCCACGGUUCAAAGCAACCAUAAGAUUAGCUCAAAGAACACUUUUGAUUUCUUUUUCUCAACAAUUAUAAAAUUAGCUCACUUGUUCCUUUCCCUUCAAUCUCUCAUCUGUUAGUUCUCACUUCAAAAUCUAUCUUUCAUUCAUGCAUCAUCAUCAACAUCAUCGCCGUCAUCCUUCGAUUUCACUAACGUUUCUUUUGGGUAUCUAGGUGAAAAGUCUCUUUUUCUGCAAAUUCACACUUUCUGCAUGAGUUUUUCAACCUAGAAAUAAAGUGUUUCAUUGAAACUUUUUUUUGACCGACAUAACAAUGACUUGUAAACAAAAGUUACCCCACUAUAUGUCUUCUCUUAAGAAAAUUCUGAUCAGUUCCCUUUUGUUUUUACAGAACUUGAUCUCACCACAUCAUGCUUGUUUCACCCUUAUCAUCUCUUUGCUCAAACCAAUAUUCAUCUUAUUCUCCAGUGCUUCAAGAGGUUCACCUGUUGGAACCGACAUAUCAAAGUUUCGGUUCUUGUCAGAACUUGAAGGAUCAGACGAAGCGAAGAUGAUCGAAGAAGAAGAAGAAGGGAUCAGUGAACUGUCGAAAUUGGUUUUCAAAUUCGAGUUUCAGACGGAAACUUUCGAGAAGUUAAGCAGAGGAGGUUACAGAUCGUUAAGUGGUUCCGGUGAGAGCGAGAGCAGUUCCUUGUCCUGUUCUCCGGCGGAGAAGAAGUAUGAGUCUCCGUCUCUGACAAAGAAUCUCACUUUCGUCGUCGAAAACCCAAAGUCGGCGACUUUUAGGGUUCAAGAUUGUUUAAAGACCCCGGAAAAAACAGAGGACUACGGUGAGAGCAAUAUUUUGUCUACUUCUCCGGCGGUUUCCACGGCGGCGAAGAAAUACGAGUCUCCGUCUCUGGUGAAGAAUCUCAGUUUCGUUGUGGAAAACCCAAAGUCGGCGACUUUUAGGAUUGAAGAGUGUUUGAAGAACCGAGAAAAAACAGAGGAUUUCUCCGGCGGUUCCGGUGAGAGUUUGAGCAGGGUUUUAGGCUCUUCUUCUACUUCUCCGGUCAUUCCAACGGCGGAUAGUAAGUACGGAUCACCAUCUCCGGCGAAGAAUCUCAUUUACGUUCUCGAAAACCCAAAGGCGGCGACAUUCACGGUUGAAAAAACAGAGGAUCACUCUGUUUCUUCCACCGUUGGCAAGAAAGAGAACUCCGAGAUACUCCGAUUCUUAACCGAGGAAGAUUUUAUGGAAUCGGAUUCUGAUUUCGUUGACUCGAGUCAAACAUUCACAAGCAACGAAGAUGGGUUUUUGUCAGAUUCCGACUUCGGCGAAACAUCACCACCCGAGGAGAAAGGGCAAAAUCGUAAAACCGCCAAUUCUUCAGGUUCUAGUUCUGACUCGGAGGAAGAAGAGGACGAAGAAGGGUUCGAGAGUUUAUGGGAGCAUCAAAAUUUGAUAGAGCAACUCAAGAUGGAGAUGAAGAAAGUCAAAGCGAUUGGUGGGCUUCAGACAAUUCUUGAAGAGGAAGAAGAAGAUGAUUGUCCUAAGAUCAUGGAGGAGUUAAAGCCAUGGAGGAUCGAAGACGAGAAGAGGUCUAAACAUGUUGAUACCAUUGGAGAAGUUCAUAAGUUCCAUCGAAGCUACAGAGAAAGAAUGAGAAAACUCGAUAUCUUGAGUUUUCAAAAGUCCUUUGCCCUUGGGCUUCUUCAAUCAACGAACCCCUCGACCGUUGGAUCUUCUCCCUCCCAGGCGUCGUUUUCAUCAGUUUUCAAUCUCCGGUUAUGGAAACUGAAGAAACCGGAAACCGAACCAUUGGUUCAAUUCAGAAAAGAGACUCAUGGAGAAUUAGAGAACGUAUACGUUGGUCACAUGUGUUUGUCGUGGGAAAUUCUUCACUGGCAAUACGAGAAGGCCAUUAAAUUGCUGGAAUCCGACGUGUACGGUUCUCGUCGGUACAACGAAGUCGCCGGAGAGUUUCAACAGUUUCAGGUUUUGCUUCAGAGGUUUCUUGAAAACGAGCCGUUUGAAGAGCCUAGAGUGCAACACUACAUCAAGAAACGUCGUGUUCUUCGUAACCUACUUCAAGUCCCGGUUAUUCGAGAAGAUGGAAGCAAGGACAAGAGGAAGGAAAAAAGAAGAGAUUACGAGGAAAGUGAUGACGGUGCGAUUAAAAGUGAACAACUUGUGGAGAUUAUGGAGGAAACCAUUCGUUUAUUCUGGCGGUUUGUACGUUUUGAUAAGUUAACUAGCUCCAUUCAUGAUCAUAAAUCUAGAACCAAGUCACAGAUAGAGCCAGAUCAUGAAGAAAACUCAGAAGAUCUAGAGUUGUUCGCAGAUGUUAAAGCAGAGCUUCAAAAUAAGGAGAAAAGGUUGAAAGAUGUGUUGAAGAGCGAGAGAUGUAUCAUAAGAAGAUUCAAAAAGCAUAAGGAAGAGGAUUCAACAGAAGAACAAGUGCUUCAUUUCUUCUCACAAGUGGACAUGAAACUUGUGACAAGGGUGUUGAACAUGUCCAAGCUGACCAAGGAUCACUUGGUUUGGUGUCAUAAUAAGUUGACCAAGAUUAGCUUUGUAAAUAGAAGGUUACAUUUGGAUCCUUCCUUUUGUCUCUUCCCUUGUUGAGAUUUUUGUAUUGACUUGUAGAUUUUAUUAUGCAAUGAUGCCUAACUAGAUCCGUCUUGAAGCAGAGUAUUUGUAUAUGAACUUAAAAAGCAAAUGAAUAAAGAGGACGUUUACAACUCC